Cryptomeria japonica (Japanese cedar) is the source of this 2116-nucleotide messenger RNA. RefSeq lists its product as uncharacterized. Lineage: Eukaryota; Viridiplantae; Streptophyta; Pinopsida; Cupressales; Cupressaceae. Gene Ontology annotation, cellular component: vacuole. The transcript has a single exon. The record is from RefSeq and is a predicted model, not a curated record. Bases 296 to 1756 code for a protein of 486 amino acids.
AAUUGUGAACCUCUGUAAUUAUUAAUAGUCAACAUCGACCUUCCAAAUCUGCCGAUAGAGUAAAAUCUGUACGUCGCACCAGCAAUCUGAGCUUUGCUUGCAAUCAAAUUCUCUCAACCUUAUUUCAGUUCUGACUUCCAUGUCUCAAGAUUUUUCAACAUUAUUCUCUUGGCAUUGCCGAGGGCUUGUCCCUGCCAAUUUGGUUCAGAAGAAGAUUUCAUCACACAUCCAUCGUUCCAGAUCGAUGUGAAUACAGAAAAGAUAGCUUGGAAAAAUUCCAGAAGAGAAGAAAAAAAUGGCGUCUGUUUCUCUUUCGGCUUUGGGAUCCUCAAAGCCCGCCGACUCAGAGCCAUCUGAUCAGUCCACGGCUCUUCUCACCGAGACGUCGGACAAUCUCCUCGACAGAUUUGAGCCCACAAAAAACAAUCACUCUUACUUAAUGAUAGUUAUGAUGGCAAUUACAUGCCUCAGUGCAGCUUCCGCCAUCGCAUUUGCCUUCCUUUUCUUCACAUCUAGGGUUUCGACCUCGCGACCUGCAGACCCAAUUCUUGAAUUUGCUCGCCGACAAACGAAGCUGGAGCAUCCUGUGGUAAUCCUGGUUUCUUCUGACGGAUUUCGGUUUGGGUAUCAGUACAAAACCCAGACACCCAACAUCGACAGGCUAAUCGCCAAUGGCACCAUGGCAGAAUACGGUAUGAUCCCUGUUUUCCCAACCCUUACAUUUCCAAACCAUUAUGCAAUUGCGACGGGACUAUAUCCUGCUUGGCAUGGAAUCAUCAAUAAUCACUUUAGGGACCCCGAUACUAAUGACACUUUUCACAUGCAAAACCAUGACCCUAAAUGGUGGCUCGGAGAGCCUCUUUGGGAGACUCUAACAAAAAAUGGUCUGCCCGCUGCUACGUAUUUUUGGCCAGGGUCUGAGGUCAUUAAGGGCCCCUGGAAUUGUCCCAAGGGCUUUUGCCAACAGUAUAAUGGCUCUGUUCCAUUUGAGGAAAGAGUGGACACUGUGUUGGGUUAUUUUGAUCUAAAUGCUUCAGAGAAACCCAGAUUCAUGACCCUUUAUUUUGAAGAUCCUGAUCAUCAGGGCCACAAGGUUGGACCUGAUGAUCCCCAGAUUACUGAUGCUGUUUCUCGGAUUGAUUCGAUGAUGGGUAGACUCAUGAAUGGGCUUGAAAAAAGAGGGGUUUUGGAGGAUGUGACGAUUAUCAUGGUUGGUGAUCAUGGCAUGGUGGGUACCUGUGAUAAGAAGCUCAUCUUUUUGGAGGAUUUGAGUCCUUGGAUCGACAUUUCUCAUGAUUGGGUGCAGAGUUAUACUCCUUUGCUUUCCAUUAGGCCUCCCCCAUGGUUCUCUGCUUCCGAAGUGGUGGCGAAAAUGCGAGAAGGCUUGAAUUCUGGCAAGGUGAAUAAUGGAGAGUAUCUGCAGGUCUUUUUGAAAGAGGAUUUACCGGAUCGGCUUCAUUAUUCGAGUAGCGAGAGGAUCCCUCCUAUCAUUGGGAUGCUUGCGGAAGGAUUCAAAGUGGAACAAAAGACCUCUAAGCGUCAAGAAUGUGGGGGAGCACAUGGCUAUGAUAAUGCGUUCUUUUCUAUGAGGACAAUUUUCUUCGGCCACGGUCCUCGGUUUGCAAGAGGGCGCAAGGUCCCAUCUUUUGAGAAUGUUGAGAUAUAUAAUUUAAUCACUUCCAUUCUGAACAUUCCUGGAGCACCUACAAAUGGCACCCCAUCUUUUCCAGAGUCGAUUCUCCUGCCUACCCAUUGAUAUAUUUAUUUUAAAUCUGAAAUUUUAGCCUGGAUCUUUGUUGCAAGACAAGCGGGUCAUGUAGCAUAGGUUGGGCAAAUAAUUCUUAAUAAUCGCUGGAAUUCAGAGGCAAUUUCAUGUGAUGACUUUUCUCAAAAAAUUAGCUUCGAAGGAGUAUGAUCUUAGACGUCAUAUAUUUCAAGGGUCAGGGCUUUAACAUAUGUAAGUAAAGAAGUAUAAUUUUCCCCUUGGCAAGGAUCAUGGCAGCACUCUUAGGAUCUGGUAUUUUAAAACAUCUGGAAAUAUCCAUUUCAUUGCCUAUUUUCUGUAUAGUUACUUUUUAAUAAAAUUCACUUUAGGAUUGGUGCUGCUUUAUGCUCA